CCUUUUUUAUUUUCGUACAUUAUUUAUACCGGAAGUUAACAUAACCAAACUCUUUCAAACACGUGCAUUGAACGGCAAUACCUGCUGGUUCAGCGCUGAUCAAUUAUUUCUUCUGAAUUAAUUGAUUAACUCGACCAGGGGUGUAUUUUCAUCAUGGCAAGCUUGAAGUCCGAAAACCCAGAAAAACCCGGGCAAGAAGUUGCACCAGUUCAUCGUAUAAGGAUUACCCUUACCUCACGCAAUGUUCGACCUUUGGAAAAAGUAUGUUCUGAUUUACUGAAGACUGCGAAGAAACAGAAAAUUAAAGUAAAGGGACCUAUACGAAUUCCUACAAAGGUGCUACGUAUAACAACUCGUAAAACACCUUGUGGAGAAGGAUCUAAAACAUGGGACCGUUUCCAAAUGCGUAUCCACAAAAGAGUUAUUGAUCUUUAUUCACCAUCUGAAAUUGUAAAAGAAAUUACCAGCAUAAUAAUUGAGCCCGGGAUUGAGGUUGAGGUCACAAUUGCCAAUGAUUAAGUUUUAUUUAAAUAUAUUAUUUAAAUUAAAACUUACACAAUAAAAAUAAAAUAAAAAAAGUA
Messenger RNA from Nasonia vitripennis (jewel wasp), 581 nucleotides. Its product is annotated as 40S ribosomal protein S20-like. The transcript has 3 exons. Gene Ontology annotation, biological process: translation. The record is from RefSeq and is a predicted model, not a curated record. Lineage: Eukaryota; Metazoa; Arthropoda; Insecta; Hymenoptera; Pteromalidae. Gene Ontology annotation, cellular component: ribosome; cytosolic small ribosomal subunit. Gene Ontology annotation, molecular function: structural constituent of ribosome. Bases 154 to 519 code for a protein of 121 amino acids.